Tripterygium wilfordii is the source of this 2064-nucleotide messenger RNA. RefSeq names its product labd-13Z-ene-9,15,16-triol synthase, chloroplastic-like. The transcript is spliced from 2 exons. Gene Ontology annotation, molecular function: monooxygenase activity; iron ion binding; heme binding. The record is from RefSeq and is a predicted model, not a curated record. NCBI's taxonomy places the organism in Eukaryota, Viridiplantae, Streptophyta, Magnoliopsida, Celastrales, Celastraceae. The coding region runs from base 16 to 1584 and encodes 522 amino acids.
CAACAAGGCCUAAACAUGUUGAGCCUACUAAAGUUACUAAACUAUGAGAAAGAUGAAAUUUCCGGAGCAAUUUUGGCCGUUUCAGUCCUGAUUAUUUCACUGUUAUGGAUCUUCUUGACCAAGAAAUCAAGAACCAAAAUCGCUCCUCUACCACCAGGUCCUCGAGGAUUACCAAUAAUCGGGUACCUCCCCUUUCUUGGUGCCCAUCUCCACCACACAUUCACAAAAUUGGCACAGAUUCACGGCCCCAUCUACAAGCUCAAGCUCGGGAACAAAUUAGGCGUUGUGAUUAGCUCGCCAUCACUCGCAAAAGAAGUGGUUCGUGCCCAAGACUCGAUCUUUGCGAACCGAGACCCACCAAUCUCAGCAAUAGUGGCAGUCUUUGGUGGAAACGACAUUGCCUGGUUACCGAACGGUCCAGAUUGGAGAAAGAUGCGCAAGGUGUUUGUGGGAGAGAUGUUGAGCAAUACAAGUCUUGACGCUUGUUACAGUUUGAGAAAACAAGAGGUGGAGAAGAGUAUCAAUAAUGUUCAUGACAAAGCAGGUGAGUGUCUGGAUUUUGGUGAAUUGGCUUUUGUAACUUUAAUUAAUACUAUGACGAAGAUGCUGUGGGGAGGAGCAUUACAAGGAGAGGAGUGGACUAAACUCACAGCGGAGUUUCGGGAGGCUAUGGCGGAACUCAUGGUGAUAAUGGGGAAGCCAAAUGUUUCCGAUUUCUUUUCGGUUCUUGCAAGAUUUGAUUUGCAGGGUGUAGAGAAGAAAGCGAGAAAGUUAGGGUUUUGGAUUGAAGAAAUUAUUGAUUCUAUAAUCAAGCAACACAGGAGCUCCAAUAUUGCAGUGAAAGAAGAUGGAUCAGGAGAUAAGAAAGGAAGAGAUUUCUUGCAACUGGUGCUAGAGCUUCAAGAAAGUGACGAUCCUGCUAAAUCAAUUACCAUGAACCAAGCUAAGGGCUUGCUCAUAGACGUUGUGAAUGGUGGAACAGACACAACAUCAACCAUGGUUGAGUGGGCAAUGGCAGAGAUAAUGAUGAAUCCAGAGAUAAUGAAAAAAGUCCAGCAGGAAUUGGAUCAAGUCGUUGGUGUGAACAACUAUGUUGAAGAGUUCCACUUGCCUAAACUGCACUAUUUGGAUGCUGUAGUGAAGGAAGCAAGUCGCUUGCACCCUACACUACCAAUGCUAGUACCACGUUGUCCAAGCUCGUCUGCCACAAUUGGUGGAUUCACCAUUCCAAAGGGUACUCAAGUUUUCUUGAACAUUUGGGCUAUCCACAGAGACCCUGAACUUUGGGACAACCCCUUAGAAUUUAGGCCUGAGAGAUUUCUGAAUGGUGAAGACUGCAAAUUAGAUUUCUCUGGUAAUAAUUUUAAGUAUCUUCCGUUCGGUUCGGGGAGGAGGAUUUGUGCGGGGAUUCCUUUAGCAGAGAAGAUGCUGAUGCAUUUGCUGGCAUCAUUGUUGCAUACUUUUGACUGGAAGUUACCGCCAGGAGAAGAGCUAGAAUUAUCAGAAAAAUCUGGGAUUGUUGUCAAGAAGGCGAAGCCUUUGAUUGUUAUUCCAACACCGCGGCUUCACAAUCCAGAGUAUUAAGUUUCCAAGACUAUCAUAGCUAUUUUGUAUGCUGCUAUCCUUUAUCUUUUUAUCUUGUGCCCUGAAAUUCUUGUUGAUCCCUUAUACCUGGUUUCUACAAGACUAAAACAAUAAAAACAUCAACAAUAUGCUCACACUCACAUCUGGUCUCAAUUUAUUGCCUGCCCACCGUGUGUGCUCGCAGCUCGCGCAAUCAACUCUCUGGUCUACUCGAUUUCACACCGUUGGCAGCAUAAUUUCAAGAUGUACAACGAACCAGUCAAAGAAUGACAUUCUCACUCAAGUUGUGAAUGACAGAUGAAGUUGGGAGGAAAAAAAAAACUGCAGCAAAAAAGAUAACCGAUUUUUGUUCAUGGUUUGUUGUUGUAGUUGUUGGUUCAAAGCUUCACGAUGACUGUAAUGAUUCUUUUGUCAUGCUUGUUCAAACUCAUUGAUGGUUUGGUUUCAAAUCACGCAAGCGUGAGAGUGGAUUUGGUUUGA